Moneuplotes crassus is the source of this 1471-nucleotide messenger RNA. The record is from the annotation of a GenBank genome assembly. Lineage: Eukaryota; Ciliophora; Spirotrichea; Euplotida; Euplotidae.
AUUCAAUAUGGAAGACGUAAAUAUGGAGACUGAGAGCCGUGAUAAGGCAUAUGAACUGAAAGAUAAGGAUUCUUGUGCUAAGAUUGCACCAGAAAGUCAGAAGAGUAAUGGAGAAAAUGAUGGCUCUGAUUCUAGUAUGUGCUCUAGUGAUUUCUCUUUCAGUGAUGAGGAAACUCCUGAAGAGAAGAAAGAGUUUAAAAAGAGUCGCAUGGAAUUGAUAAAGAAAUUCGGACUUGAUAAGUAUACUAAGUACAUCCCCAAAGACCAUAAGAUGACUCCAAGGGUUAAAUACUAUACUUUUGACAUUAAGAGGAAGCAUAGAGAAGAGCUACCACUAAGAGGUUGGCAAAAGUUAAAGCUUUAUAAGAACGACUCUUUCCUUGAUGAUUGGAUUAACGAACCAGAUGAGGUUUCAACUAUGAACAUUGACAGAAUCAACGUUAAUGAUGUUACAGUCCAAGAGUUCAUGGAAAGAUACGAAGAACCAGGAAUCCCUGCGAUUAUUAAUGGGUGAGCUGAUGAUUGGGACGCAAUGUCUAAGUGGAACUUUGCCGAUCUAGUAAAGAAAUACAAAAAGUGAAAACUCAAAGUUGGGGAAGACGAUGAGGGCUAUCCUUUGAAGAUGAAGCUAAAAUAUUUCAUUGAAUACAUGCUUUAUAAUAAAGAUGAUAGCCCAUUGUAUCUCUUCCAGUCAAGUAUUGAAUCUAGAAAGAAAAUUAAAGAGAUUGUGAGAGACUAUAAAGUUCCAAAAUACUUCCAAGAUGAUUACUUUAAAAUUCUUGGUGUGGAUCAAAGACCUCCUUACAGAUGGUUGCUGAUAGGUCCUCGUAGGUCCGGCACUACUAUCCAUUGCGAUCCUUUGAGUACUUCUGCUUGGAACACAAGUAUCCAAGGACAUAAGAAAUGGAUAUUAUUCCCUCCUUCAUUCAGUAAAGAAGUAGCGAAAGGAAAGAAGUACAAAGAGAAAGGAGCUGAUGAUGAGGCUGUUCACUAUUUUAAGUAUAUAUACCCUCAAAUUCUUAAGAAUGAAAACAUAGAGAAACGAUAUGAGUUUGUGCAACGCCCUGGAGAGACUGUUUUUGUGCCAGGGAGAUGGUGGCACUGCGUGCUUAAUCUUGACGAGACAAUUGCGAUAACUCAAAAUUAUACAAACAGAGGAAACUUUGAAAGAGUCUGGAGAGACACUAGGAAGGCUAGGAAGAAGAUGGCAGUAAAAUGGAUAAGAAAGAUGAAACAAAACGACUACGAUCUUUAUAAAAGAGCCAUAGAGAUCAAUAAAAAGGAUGGAUUCCUUAUGUAUGACUUGGCAAAGAUGAAAGAUAUAGAGUGGCCUUACUCUGCCUCCUCAUCUAGUUCUUCCUCCUCGACUUCUCUUUCAGAUUAUGAUUUUGAGUAUUCUGACAUUGACAUGGACAAUAUUGAGUACAACAAAGAGGACAUUAAUGAAAAAGAGGUAAAACUAAAGUAGCCA